Molecule: messenger RNA, 2317 nt
Organism: Linum tenue
Lineage: Eukaryota; Viridiplantae; Streptophyta; Magnoliopsida; Malpighiales; Linaceae
Source: the annotation of a GenBank genome assembly
UAUUUGCUCUCUCACUUAUUUCUCUAUUCCUAGCCCCCUACACACUCCACAACUCCCACCAAAAGAAUAAAGGGGAAUAAGAAGAUCCCAAACAUACAAAGGAAAACCCACCAAAAACCACCAAGCCAAAGCCCUCUUCACAGCUACAAAAUUCAUCAAAAAAGAAAGACAUGUGUUUCACCUAGUAGUGAAAUCUAUUGUAAACAAAUAAGGGAAUUCAGUCAUUAAGUUAUACGUAAAAAAUGGUGGAAGGGGGACCGGUGAAAGCGGAUAAAACAGAGUUCACAGAAUGUUGGAAAAUCUCGUCGAAAAAUCCUUACAUCAUGAAGCUGGCUUUCGCUGCCGGUAUUGGAGGGCUUUUGUUCGGCUAUGACACUGGAGUUAUCUCGGGAGCGUUGCUAUACAUCAAGGAAGAUUUCGAGGAGGUGGACAAGAGCACGUUCCUCCAGGAGCUCAUCGUCAGCACAUGUGUCGCCGGAGCUAUCAUCGGCGCGGCGCUCGGAGGCUACGCCAACGAUCGGAUCGGACGGAGGAAGACGAUCAUGGUAGCCGACGUCCUGUUCUUCUUGGGAUCCAUCAUCAUGGCCAUCGCCCCUGUUCCGGCCGUCAUCAUCAUCGGUCGGGUCCUCGUUGGCCUCGGCGUCGGAAUGGCCUCUAUGACCGCUCCCCUCUACAUAUCGGAGGCCUCUCCAGCAAAGAUCCGCGGCGCCAUGGUCAGCACCAACGGUUUGCUCAUCACCGGCGGGCAGUUCUUGUCGUACCUCAUCAAUCUUGCAUUCACCAAAGCUCCUGGAACAUGGAGGUGGAUGCUAGGAGUGGCAGGGCUCCCUGCCCUGAUCCAGUUCAUGUUAAUGUGGUCGCUUCCCGAAUCGCCCCGAUGGCUUUAUAGAGAGAACCACGUCCACGAAGCGAAGGAGAUCCUGGAAAAACUCUACCCUGAAGAAGAAGUGGAGAGAGAGAUUCAAGCGCUCAGAGAAUCCGUCGAAUCAGAGAGGGCAAUGGAGGAAUCGAUCGGGAAAGACAUGUACUCCAAGCUAAAAGGAGCAUUCACCGACAAGGUGGUCCGGCGAGGGCUCUACGCCGGAAUUACAGUCCAAGUGGCGCAACAAUUUGUCGGGAUCAACACAGUCAUGUACUACUCCCCAACCAUCGUCCAAUUCGCAGGGUUCGCCUCGAAAUCGGUUGCUCUGGCGCUCUCCCUGAUCACUUCAGGGCUCAACGCCGUCGGCUCGAUCAUCAGCAUGAUGGUGGUGGACAAGUACGGGCGCCGCCGGCUGAUGAUCAUCUCCAUGUUCGGGAUCAUCUCUUGCCUGAUAGUUCUGGCCAUCGUUUUCCGGCAGGCUUCGUUGGGUGCUCCGGGGAUCGAUUUCAUGGAUACCAAGCAUUUUGGGAGCAAUGUGACUUGCCCUAGUUACUUGGAGAAUUUCCAUAAGCCUAAGUGGGGAUGCACGCAGUGCUUGAAGGCUGAGUGUGCCUUUUGUGCCAAUGCUGCUGACAAGAUCAAACCGGGAGCCUGCUUGAUUGACGACAAGGCAAUGCGAGACGAAUGCAAGGCCGAGCAUCGGGUGCUCUACGAGGAAGGUUGUCCGAGUAAGAUCGGGUUAUUGGCCGUCCUCCUCUUGGGCCUCUACAUCAUCUCAUAUUCCCCUGGGAUGGGCACAGCGCCAUGGAUCGUCAACUCCGAGAUCUACCCGCUUCGGUACAGAGGCGUCGGAGGUGGAAUUGCCGCCGUGGCCAAUUGGACGUCCAACUUGCUUGUCAGCCUGACGUUCUUGACGAUGACGCAGACCCUGACGGUGGCCGGAGCUUUCCUGAUGUUCGCCGCCAUCUCGUUUAUCAUGCUGGUGGCGAUCUUCUUCUUGGUACCGGAGACGAAAGGGCUGCAGUUCGAGGAAGUGGAGAAGCUCUUGAGAGAUGGGUUCAAGCCAGGGUUCAUCAAGGCAAAAGCAGGGGAUCAGGGGAAGGGGAAAGCUCCAGCUUAGUUUGAUGAAAAUUUGGCUUUCUUUUUUUCUUUUUUAAGAAUUUUCUUCAUUUGUUUCAGAAUAAGUUUGAGGAGUUGUAUGAGACACUUGUUUAGAAAAACAGGAAAAUAGGGUAAAUUUUCAUUUCUUAAGAAUAAAAACUUUGAUUUAGUCAUAAAUUGUGUUGUUUUUUUAGUGCAUAUUGGAAUUAUGUAGUUUUAUAGAAGGGUAAGUUACGGAUUUGAAGAUGGUUGUUUAGUGAUCAAAAUGUUUGGAUUUGCUUAGCUACAUAGAAAAUGAAAUUGAAAGGUAUCUAUGUUUGCUCUGAAUUGUUUGAUGACAUAAACAAAAUAAGU